Molecule: messenger RNA, 1371 nt
Organism: Anopheles moucheti
Lineage: Eukaryota; Metazoa; Arthropoda; Insecta; Diptera; Culicidae
Product: zinc carboxypeptidase-like
Exons: 5
Coding region: 1-1251 (416 amino acids)
Biological process (GO): proteolysis
Molecular function (GO): metallocarboxypeptidase activity; zinc ion binding
Source: RefSeq, a predicted model, not a curated record
AUGAUCGUCAAAGUUGCUGUACUGCUGCUGUGCUGUGCUACCGGGUUGCUCCGUGGGGAGCAAGUCCGGUACGAUAACUACCGCGUGUAUGAAGUGGCGAUCGCUGAUCAAACGCAACUGGAAGCUCUCCAGCAUCUGGAGCGUUUCCCGAAUGGCUAUCUCUUUUGGGAAUCGCCCGUGCAGACAAACAUGAAGCUUAACAUUGUAGUGCCACCGCACAAGUAUGCCGAGUUUGAUGAGCUUAGCCAACAGCUGGCCUUAGCGCACCGUUUGAGGGUUCCGAAUCUCCAACAGCUCAUCGAUGAGGAGAGUCCGCGACGAUCGAGACGUGCCUUUGGUUGGGAAGAUUAUCAAACGCUGGAAGACAUUUACGACUGGAUCGAUGAAAAGGUGGCCGAAUUCCCGGGCAUCGUUUCGGUAGAGACGAUCGGCCAGUCGUACGAGGAUCGUGAUAUGAAGGUGGUCAAGAUUUCGUACAAGCAGGGCAACCCGGGCAUCUUUCUCGAGUCGAACAUUCACGCCCGCGAAUGGAUCACAUCGGCCACCGUAACCUGGCUGAUGAACGAGUUCUUCACGUCCACUGCACCGGAGGUGCGUGAGCUGGCGGAAAACUACGAUUGGUACAUCCUGCCGGUGGUUAAUCCCGAUGGGCUGAACUACACCAAAACCACCAACCGAAUGUGGCGCAAGAAUCGCUAUCCGCACAAUGUGCUUUGCUACGGUGUGGACAUGAACCGUAACUUCCCCGGUCAUUGGAUGGAGGGCGGUGCAUCGUCUAUCCCCUGUACGGACACGUACGGCGGACCGGAAGCGGGUUCCGAAAUCGAAACGCAAAACAUUAUGAACUACUUCGUGAGCAUUAAGGAGAGGGUGAACGCCUACCUGUCGUUCCAUUCCUACGGUCAGUACAUUCUCUUCCCGUACGGUCAUCAAAACGCGGAAUAUUCCGAAAACUACUACGACAUGAUGGAGAUGGGUGAGGCGGCCGCUGUCGCCAUUUACAAUCGGUUCGGUACGCCGUACGAGUUCGGUACCACGGCCGAUGUGUUGUAUAUUGCCUCGGGAUCGUCCCCGGAUUGGGCCCACGGUACGCAAGGUACACCGGUGGCUGCCACCUUUGAGUUCCGCGACAAUGGUUACCAUGGGUUCAUUCUGCCCCCGGAGCAGAUCAUUCCGAACGCGAUGGAGGUGCUGGACGGCCUGGUUGCAUUCUUCCGCAAGGGCAAGGAGCUCGGUUACUUUAAUGCGUAAUGGUAGAUAGUGCGACCUACGUAACACGGUAAUCGAUUUAGCAUGAUUAGAUUAGAGCGUACGAAGGGUGUACCAAAUGAUACAUAAUAAUAAACAUAGCUCAUUGAUUGUGUUGCACAA